Messenger RNA from Athalia rosae (coleseed sawfly), 2518 nucleotides. Its product is annotated as ubiquitin-conjugating enzyme E2 N. Bases 319 to 774 code for a protein of 151 amino acids. The record is from RefSeq and is a predicted model, not a curated record. NCBI's taxonomy places the organism in Eukaryota, Metazoa, Arthropoda, Insecta, Hymenoptera, Athaliidae. The transcript has 3 exons.
AAGAUCUGAAGUGACGUCGAAAUUAAAUUAUUAUUUUACAACACGUAUAAAUUACACCCUCUUAAAAAAAAAUUAAAUCACAAAAUAAAAAGGAAUAUCCAGGUGUUUUUCAGGAAAAAUUACAACCUGGAAUUCUCUGAUAUCAUAUCAAAAAUUUCGAGAGACUUGAAUUUUUCGUUUGGGCUUUAACUUUAACCUCCUCUCGCCCCAACUGUUACCGCCGCUGCUCCUGCUGUUGCCGCUACUGCCGUUUGCUGCUUUUGCUGUCGUUUGGUUCCUCCUGCCUGGGAUUCACGAUAAAAUCUGUGGGUUGAGACAAUGGCGGCCUUGCCACGGCGUAUAAUAAAAGAGACUCAAAGAUUGAUGCAAGAGCCAGUUCCAGGCAUAAGCGCUGUGCCAGAUGAUGCAAAUGCUAGAUAUUUUCACGUUAUUGUAACAGGCCCAGAAGACUCGCCGUUCGAGGGUGGACUAUUUAAACUUGAAUUAUUUCUACCUGAAGACUAUCCAAUGUCUGCACCAAAAGUUAGAUUUAUUACAAAAAUAUAUCAUCCAAAUAUAGACAGACUGGGCAGAAUUUGUUUGGAUAUCCUAAAAGAUAAGUGGAGUCCUGCGUUGCAGAUUAGAACGGUGCUAUUAUCAAUACAAGCAUUAUUGAGUGCUCCAAAUCCUGAUGAUCCUUUGUCCAAUGAUGUUGCCGAAUUAUGGAAGGUUAAUGAGGGUGAGGCAAUACGCAACGCCAAAGAAUGGACGCGCAGAUACGCAAUGGAUAACUGAUCUCAGCGUGGUCUCAAUUUUGAAGAGAGCAUCCUUCCUAUCGCGCGCACGUCCAAACUAAGGGGGAAAACCAGCAAUGUCUCAUUCUCUUUUCCUCCGCUAUGCAUAUUCCUCAUCCCUUUCCCUGUCCUUCCGUUCCUCCGCCUCUUCCUUAAAAGAGAACCUCAGCACGCUAACUCCACACCUUCUUUCACCGCGAUUCGUUGUCAUGUCAAAAAAUUUGGCCGUUAAACAAAUAAUGUUUUGGAAAUUUCUUUUCUUCUCUAGCAUUAUUUCACUUUUACUUCUGAUGUUCGAAACGAUGUCACAGCUGUACAAAAAAUCGGUCUGAUUUCAUCCUUGUGAUUCGAUGAUACCACAGCGCAAUUCUAAAUUGUAUAAAAUAAAAACGUACCAUUAAGCUAACAAAAAUUAAAUUGACAACUUUAUGCUGUGACCCUAUAAAAUAUAAUCAUUUAUUGUUGAACAGAACGAUUUUAAAUUCUAUCUGGGGAUAAGGUGAAUAUUAUAAUCCAUAGAUCAACUCUUCGUAUGUGAUAAUAGAUUUUUGUUUUGUUAGGUAGAAACGGUAAGACAGAACUUUGAGAUUCGUGUGUACACUAACUGGUUGCACGAUAUGAAAUAUAUUCCUAGUAAAACAAAAAGAGAUAAAAUCUGCAUGUGGUCAAAAUUUUAUAAUACCUUUCUUUAGGUUUUUCUAAUUAGUCAAACAAUUAUACAACUAGUGUUUCUCGAUCUACCAAUGAAUCCAAUUCGAUAAAUUUUUUAUAUUCCAUUGUAAUUAAAAAAGAGAAGUAAAAUAAAUACACGCGGUACAACGAAACCUUAUUUUUUAAUAAAACUAUUACUUCUAUUGCCUGUCUGCCUUCGUUUCGGUGAUAUUUGUUAGUGUUAAGUUUCAAGUAGAUGAAGAACAAGAGAAGUAAAGUCGAUAACGGUAAUAUAAAUAAUAAUGGUGUACGUCUGGUAGUUCAUUACUAAAAUGAGAACAACCAAGAUAUCAACAGCUGGUGACAAUUCUAAAAUGCAACCGAUUAGUGUACGUUGGUAUUAUAAACAGUAAAAUAGUAAGCUAUGCAUAGAAAGAAGAUCACAGCGUAACGUGAUAUUAAAAUGCAGACAAAGAAGAAGAUGUAUAUUUAUGAAUAAUAAAUUAAUGAAAUAAGAUGGAAAAACUACCUAAUUACCUAAUCAACAAGAGUAGAUAGAGGAGAGAGAAUUUUGAUCAUGUAUGAAAGGAGUUCAGACCUGAUGAUAUUUAAUAUAAUACUACCCUAAAAUAUGCGUACAUCAGCGUUAUUAUUAUCCAGAUAAAAACGAAACAUCAGAUGAAAUCGUACAGUUAUCAUUAAUACUGUAUUUUUACUUAGAAAUUUAAAAAUAAUAAAUGUAAGGUGAUGACGGAGUUAUGAUAGGUAAUUAACGACAUGCUAAUGAAAAAUUUUCAACGGAAAAAGAACUGAUGAUAUAAGACCGUUAGACCGUGCGAUGUUAUAAUUUUGCACUUAUUGAGCAAGCGACUUCAUUUAUGUAUGUUAUUUUCCUUACACUUGGUUAAUAAAAAGAUGAGAAGGAAGAAAAAAAUAUUAAUGAAUAAUAGACGCAAACAAUAAAUACAUAAAGAUAAAUAAAUAAAUAAAUAAAUAAGAGAAGAAGAAACACGCUACUGUGAAGAUGAUUAUUGUAACUACACUGUGUAAUAAUUAAUAAUGAUGAUAAUAAAAAAUAAGUUGUUUAAAAGGAA